AUGUUGGGCGCGGGGGGCCGGCGGCCCCACGGCGGGGUGGCGUGCUGGGCGAACAUGUCCAUCCCCCUCGCCGCCCGACCGCCCCCCCUGCUGACGGACAGGCCGCGUGUCUGGCCGGUAGCCGACCUGCUUGCCCCCGAUGGGGUAGAGGCAGAGACGCAAACAGACAAGGCGGCCGACGCAGCCCCCGCCUCGAAGGAUGAAAGAGACGGUGUUUUUUCGUAUAUAGACUUCGCACUCGUCCCCGCGCGGCGCGACGCGGUGGUGGCGCUGUGGCCCUCGCCGUCCUCCUCUGAUGAUGACGAUGACGGUGCUGCUACAGUGUCGUUUUACCUCUUCGGUGGUCGGAGUCCGCCGCUCUCGCGCAGCGAUCGCGGUGCGGCGGCGACGGAGGUGUUCAAAGCUACCUUUUACGCCUGCUCCGAGAGCGGCACGCCGCAAGAAGACGCCGACGUGUCCGCAGCUUCCCCCAAGCUCUUAGGCCUCUCCUAUACACGCGUCAUACACCCCCGCCAACACGAAGAGACCGCCACAAGCGGCAUGGCAGGUCAGGUGAACACGGCCCCCGCCGACAGCAUUAGUACAGCUGAAAGGAUUCAAAUGACGCCAGCCGCCGCGGCGGACGCGGCGGCGAUCCCAAACAACAACGGCAGCACCUGCGUCGCUGUCAACGGUUACACCCCGCUGUGGUACAACAUAUCUUUUUCCGUGCUGCUCUCCCACGUGGAGACGGAGCGGGCGUGUCCGGGGAUUUCGCAAAGCAGUGACGCACCCGCUUCGUUUUCGGCGUGUUCGCUGAUGCUGUCCGCCUCUCCGCAGUGUGAUGAGCCGAUUGUGGAGCUCCGUCACCUGAGUCCGCGCAACGCUCGUGUGGUAACAGUCCCUGUGCACAACGAGGUGGGAGACGUGACGGGCACGCAGAGGGCGUUUGCCGUAGCGCAGACGCUGUUGAUAGGAUCCCUGGAGCACGGACUUAUGCGUGUCAUGGCGGCCGGCGAAGAGGGCAGAAGCAUCGGCAGUAGCAUCCGCAAUGCUAGCGAUAAUUACAACGGCACGCUGUGGAAGACUGUUGCUUACCGACCAGUGCGGCUGCGCGCUGCUUCUCGCCAAGUACAUCGCCAGCGUUCUCCAUCGCAUGACGACCAGGAUGGAGAUGUGCCACAAAGUGGUCAUCUACUGUAUUACCCACAGGACUUCGUCCACGUGUGCCUCUCACUCCGGCCCGGCGUCAUCGCGAGCUGCGGGGCUUCUCAUCAGCGACGGCGCAGCGAGUUAUUUUCUGCUUCACUUACUACUACUACUACUACUACUACUACUAUUAAAACGGUGCCGAAGGCGGAUGGUAACGGUACGAGAGAAGUCAAAGCGGACCGCUAUCGCGCUGCGGCCUGCAGCACGCGCUUCUACGAAACCCUCUCCCCACAUCAGCCCUUCGUACUAUCGCCAGAACUUCCGUGCUGCAGCGAGAAGGACAGCAGCAGUGGCGGCAGCGGAAGAGGUGGCGACGAUGAUGACGCUAGCCCGCUCAUCCCAACGCCGCACCGCCUCCUGCGCUCGUGGAUGCUGCUCACGACCCUCAUUGUCCUCCUGGUGAUGAUCGUCGGGUACAUCGUCGUCACCUUCGUCGUAAUGCCGGGAUAUGUCCGUCACCGCACACGGCGGCACGACGUCGCGUUCAUGGACACGCCCGAUCCGGAUCAGCAACGCAGCCUAGUCCCGUACCGGGAGGCGCGUAUAUUCUUAGGCGUCGACGGAGGCUUUGGUGCGGGGGGAACAGUCGGUUUUGCCGGCGGAGCUGGCGGCAUCGCCGGUGGUGAGUGCAACUAUAUGGACGAUGACCUUCCUGAGGAGUACGAAACGGCGCUGAACGCGGCGGGGGUGGGCGGCGGGGGCCUGGCGGGCUUCGGUGCGGCGUGGGACUCCGCCGUCAUCGCCACACCGCCGCAGCAACGGCGUCGUCUGCUGGAUGGCAAGUACGAGGUGAUCCGCAAGCUUGGCAAAGGCAGCUUUUCGGUUGUGUACUUAGUUCGCCGCAUCACCGACAACACCACCUACGCGUUGAAGUACGUGCAGUGCAGCGAUGACGUGGAUCGGCAUGAGGCGAUGAAGGAGUGUGAGGUCGUGUACGCGCUGCAGGGGCACCCGAAUGUGAUUCAACUCUUUGAUAUGUUUAUGUCGUACCGGUUUGACCGACACAUGGUGACCGUGCCGCGCUCGCGACGGAGUAGGGGUGCGGCUGACACGGUACGUGUCACAGGUGAGAAAGAGAAGCAGAAGACGUCGAAGAAAGAAGGAGGUGGCAAUCCGCAACAACCGCAGCAGGAGGAGGCAGCGAGGAGCGCAGGCGUAGAUGAGGAGGCAGGCGCGGAGGCCAACGCAGCAGGCAACCGUGGUAACUCACCCUGCCUCCUUCCGUCGCCUCCCUCAGCUUCCUCGGCGACGACUAUCACUUCGACUACUCCUCGCGCGGAAGCUUCGCCACACGACGCUUCCACAGCGGCAGCAACGGAGGCGGCAGCACGCGGCAACAGCAUCGACAACAGCAAACCGACGCUACGUUGUGAAAGGCAAGGGCGUGAGUACAGCCGCAGUGCCGCUACCAACGACAACGCUGAACGAACAGGGUUCACCUCCGCCGUUGGACCAGUCGUCGUCGCAGCAGCGCAGCAGUCAUCGUUGCACGGCGCAUUCUCCUCCACGUCAACCUUUGCGGAGACCUCCGCCACAUCCCUGCCGGUUGUGCACCUGGACAGCACGUACUUUGACGCCGUGACGGCCGGAGUGUUGAGGGACGAUAAUACGGAGAGUUCCACCACACCUCCACCGCAGCGCCAGCAACAACAGCGGACAGAGAGCGCGACGGCAGCGGACACGCAGGCCGCUACGGACGCCGUCGCUCCACAUCAUCAUCAUCAUCGUGGUCUUUCCUCCCUGCAGGCGGAGCGUUACCUCAGCCUCGUCAUGGCCUACCACGAGCGCGGCGAUCUCGCGCGAUGGGUGCGGCAGCGCAGGGCGUUGCAGCCCUUCAUUCCCGAGGCAACCGUGGUCAGCAUCGCUUUCCAGGUUCUAUCGCUGCUAUCGUACAUGCACCAUCGUCAUCAACCCCCCAUCAUCCACCGUGACCUGAAGCCGGAGAAUAUUUUGCUGUCAACGCACGUGCACUACGAGAACGUGAACGAGGACUUUCUGCCGAUUGUCGUGACAGACUUCGGACUAUCACGGGUGAUGGACAAGACGUUCUGCGAGACAGGGGUGGGCUCGCUGCCCUACGUGGCACCGGAGUGCUGGCAGCGGCGCUACUCCGCCAAGGUCGACAUUUGGGCCCUCGGCUGCGUUCUCUACGCCGUCUGCGCCAAACGGGUAGACAGCAGCAACGUCAAGGUGAUGUUCAGCGAGUGCGCUCAGCCCGACUUUCACGCGCAGCUGCGGCACGAGCUGGAGAGCAUCUACGGCUACAGUGAUGCGCUUGCGUGGUUCAUUACCGCUCUGCUGGCGGUGAAGCCGGAUGAUCGACCCAGCGCGGUGGAGGCCCUCGGCAUGCUGCGACGGCACCCGACGAACGAGGAAGGGGAACCGCUGUUUCAGCGGGCCCCACUUGCCGCCUUGCUUCGAGCUGCACCUCCACAGCAACCCGAGGAGCAAGAAGAAAACGAUGGCGGAGUCCGUAGUGGUGUUGUGGAUCUUGUUGAUCAUGCAUCGCAACAAUCCUCGCCGUAUCAACGGCGUGCAACGACUCGUGAAGGACCAGCGCCGCUGCCCGCCAUGCACGUCGCCUCCGCUCGUCCGGCGUCCUUCGUGUCCACACCUACGCCGUCUGACUGGGAAGCCGCGAACGCCGCACCGGUGGAAGACGCGGAGGCGGCGGUCCCCUUCGCCUCUGCGGUCUCACAAACUCCUCAGCAACAACCGCAGCGACAACGAAAUCACCAGCGCGAAUGUGAAAGUGAUAGUACCGGCUUUCUCGCCGCGACGGCGCGUGCGCAUGAAGGUCAGCCAACGGACGGCCCACGCAAAGCACCUCAGCAGGAAAGCGAAGAAGACAAGAGCGGAGAGGGCGUGCGUAGUGCCGUCGUCGUCGUGUCGUCGUUAUCGCUGUCCGGUCCGCCGUCUACUCGGGUCGCCAGCACGCAGCCGCCGCACAGCGCGCAACGGACGCAGUGGCGCAGCGCUGAUGACCACCCCGAGGAUGAAGAACAAGGAAAGGAAGACGCGCUGUGA
This is a messenger RNA of Leptomonas pyrrhocoris, 4218 nucleotides long. Its product is annotated as putative protein kinase. Bases 1 to 4218 code for a protein of 1405 amino acids. The transcript has a single exon. Gene Ontology annotation, molecular function: protein kinase activity; ATP binding. The record is from RefSeq and is a predicted model, not a curated record. Lineage: Eukaryota; Euglenozoa; Kinetoplastea; Trypanosomatida; Trypanosomatidae. Gene Ontology annotation, biological process: protein phosphorylation.